AUGUCGGGUAAAGCUAUGGGUAAUACCUUUGAUGGUGAUAUCUAUGAAUUCCCUGGAAUAGCAGUUGAUAAGUUCAAUAUACGAGCUGAUGCAUAUUUCCUAACCCAUUCUCAUAAAGAUCAUUUAUUAGGUUUAAUUAAUAAAUCAUUUUGCAGUCGCGUAUAUUGUUCAUUAUUAACCAAACAACUAAUUGCACUAGAUAAAAGAUAUAAAGACGUUAUCCCAUUUCUAGUAACUCGGGAUUAUAAUACACCUUUUGAAGUACUUACAAAGACUACCAGAGUUACAGUGACAUUGAUUAAUUCAUAUCAUGCUCCUGGUUCAUGCAUGUUCUUAUUUGAAGGAAACGAGAAGGUAGCAUUAGUGACAGGUGAUAUUCGAGCCGAGUCAUGGUGGACGUCUUCAUUGAUCAAAAAUCCUUUUUUAUUUCCGUAUAUUACUGGUCUCAAACAAUUGGAUCAAGUAUAUUUAGAUACUACGUUUUCAUACCGUGGAGAACCAUAUAUUUCAAUCAUGCCAAAUAGUGAUGGAAUAUUUGCGGCAAUUGAGCUUUUGAAAUUAUAUCCCAAAAAUGAUAAAGAGAUUCAAUUUUCUUUUAUGGACGCGGUUUCUGGAUCAGAAGAGGCAUGGUUUCAAAUUGUAAAUUAUUUCAAUGGGGAUUUGAUGGGAGAUGGACAUAUUAUGAAAAGAGUUAAAUUAAUUAAUGAGAAUUCAGAUGUAUAUACACCUAUCCAAUGCAAUAAAGGAACACUACCGCGUUUCCACGUUGGAACCAUAAUCCAACCGGGGCAAGAACAACCAACAGUCUUAAUAACCAUCAAACACACUAUCGACUUUAAUAUUGUCGACUAUACCGGAUUUUGCCUACCUAAAAAGCUUUCUAACAUAGACACCAAUAACCUCCAGCUCUUGAAUGAGACAAAGAUGGGAACCAAACUAUAUCAAUUUGAAUGUCGUAAUUGGAUCUUACCACCAGGAGCUGAAGAAUUACUCCCAACAAAUGUCAAACUUAUGUUUUCACGUCACUCAUCCUAUGAAGAACUGAGAAAGUUUAUAAAACAAUUCAAGCCAAAACUGGUCUAUCCUUGUGUCGAAUCGAAGUUGAGUUGGAUGAAUGGAUUUUCCGUCGGUCGUGUGUUUGGAGAUCUAUGUACCAAUGAACCCCAUGAACAUCGAUAUGAUAUUGAACGAUUUCGUGCUUUUGGAAAUCCUGAUAUUGAAAUCCGGAAUCGAAAAGUAUGUGCAAUCAAUCGGUGGUCGUUUACGCAAUGUAUAGAAGAGGCAGAGUUUGUUGACGAAUAUACACGCAAGGGAGAGGUUCCUUUCAAAGGAACGUUGAAGUUGGUUACUAAGGAUCCGGUUCUGAAUCAAGAGGAUAGAAGUGCGGCAUAUAGUUGGAAACGAGAUUUUCGAUUACAGGGUAUUAUUGCAGGUAGAGGCGAGGAGAGAUAUAAACGAUUAAUUAAUCAUCAUAGAGAAGUGAAACAGAAUAAGUUUUUUGAUAUUAGAAGUGAUGGCUACUCCAGCAGUUAUGAUAGUGAUUCGUAUUUUGAGAAUGCAUCAAGUACAGAUAGGGAUUCAAUUUCUGAUGUGAGUGAGUUAGAACAACAACAACCUACCACAGCUUGCAGUGCUAAAAUGAUCAAUUCCAGUUUUCUGUCUAUAGAGCAAUCAUUUGCAGAUUUAACAAGAACAGAUGAACUCCGCGAAGACGGAUUUGUCUCGCCAUUUAUCAAUAGUUCGAGAAUACAGCAUAUUACCAAUAGUUUACAAGCCGAUAGGACCAAUUGGUUUGAAUUCAAACUACAAUCACUCUCGAGGAAUAAAUAUCACCAAAAGUAA
Hemisphaericaspora subhashii is the source of this 1842-nucleotide messenger RNA. RefSeq names its product Pso2p (gene PSO2). The coding region runs from base 1 to 1842 and encodes 613 amino acids. Gene Ontology annotation, biological process: double-strand break repair via nonhomologous end joining; protection from non-homologous end joining at telomere; interstrand cross-link repair. Gene Ontology annotation, molecular function: damaged DNA binding; 5'-3' DNA exonuclease activity. Lineage: Eukaryota; Fungi; Ascomycota; Pichiomycetes; Serinales; Debaryomycetaceae. The transcript has a single exon. The record is from RefSeq and is a predicted model, not a curated record.